Exaiptasia diaphana is the source of this 1761-nucleotide messenger RNA. Its product is annotated as protein REDUCED WALL ACETYLATION 1-like. Lineage: Eukaryota; Metazoa; Cnidaria; Anthozoa; Actiniaria; Aiptasiidae. The transcript is spliced from 5 exons. The record is from RefSeq and is a predicted model, not a curated record. Bases 163 to 1761 code for a protein of 532 amino acids.
AAUGUGGCGGCCAUAAUGGUUAAAUAUCGUUUAACUUGAACCGAUAUCCGACUCAGAAAUAGACUCAAUUUGUAGGGAUGAACUAAAAAAGAAAAUCAUCAAGAUCGAUGCGAAGAACUUGAAAUUUUUAASUUGAUCAGCAGCAAUACAUUUUGAGGAGUAAUGAAUCUCUCACUYCGGCACACAGCGGUUCAAGGGGAACUUAUAACACUGCCUGCAAAAGGCCCUGUMACCAUUCAUCAAAGGGCUCUCUGUUGUUUCUGGUUAAGUGCCCUGGUACUAUAUAUCUUCAAGUUGGUCGACAGAGUCUUUCACUUCGGGUUUAAGCAUCGUAARCAAGAUAUUAACGAAGAGCUCAAGACGGUCAUUAUAGAUGAAUCUAAGCCAAAUGGGAUCAUUAAUAGCAGUGACACCCGUGACGAUCAACCCAAGACUAAUAUCACACAAAACCAAGACCAAACAACCACCAGGCGUCCUCAAAAUCAGCCUCCCGAAAUCACCUUCGACAAGUUCCUCGAAUCAGUUGCUAUACUGGGCUCAAUUAUGUUUUAUUUCUUCAUCUGCGACUACGAUCAUUACUUUCCAGCGGCRCCUCGAGUUUACUCACGUGAUCUCUUUAUAUUUCUCAUGCUCAUGUUGGUUCUGAUUGGUGCAUUCUUUACAUCACGUGAGUGCCCUGAUAAGCUGUURAGUAGAGARCAGACUGAGGAGUGGAAGGGCAUCAUGCAAGUGAUGUUUGUGUGGUAUCACUAUUUUAGAGCUUCAGAGACUUAUAAUGCGAUCAGAGUUUUUAUUGCUGCCUAUGUCUGGAUGACGGGUUUUGGAAACUUUUCCUUUUUUUGGGUUCGCAGUGAUUUUAGUUUAUACCGUGUCAUGAAGAUGAUGUUCCGGUUAAAUUUUCUUGUCUUGAUCACGUGCCUGGUAACAGCCAAUGAAUACAUGCUUUACUACAUCUGCGCAAUGCACGCCUUUUGGUUUGUAUCCGUAUAUGUGUGCAUGAGACCGCUGCAUAAAAGAAACACAGACCCAAAAGUUAUGGCCCUCAAGUUCGCCUUGUAUUUUGGAGUGGUAUUUUUGUUGUUCGAUGUUCCUUCUGUUGGAGAAUUAGCAUUUAAACCUUUGRGAUUUAUAUUGAAUUACAAGAAUUCYCUCCACGAGUGGAUGUUCAGAGCUGGGCUUGAUCAUUACGCGACUUUUUUGGGGAUGHUAGUGGCUUAUUUCCACCCAAACUUGGAAAAUCUUUUGGCUUACGCAGAAAGUCCUAAACAUUCUUCCAAAGUGCGCUAUGCUUACAAAAUYAUAAAGGUUAUAAUUAUAGUUUGUUUUCUAGCGCUUUUGCUGUCUUGGGUCAAACAUGUGUUUGUUUUAGACAAGUACAGUUAUAAUGCUCUACAUCCAUAUUUUGCCUUCAUUCCCCUACUUACCUAYAUAUGCCUUCGUAACCUGUAUCCCUCCCUGCGCACUAGAUAUAUACAUCUGUUUUCGUGGCUUGGUAAAAUUACCUUAGAGACGUACAUCGCUCAGCUUCAUAUUUUAAUGCAGGGGAAUGCUAAAUAUUUGAUAGUAUAUAUCAAUGGUUAUCCGCUUCUAAAUUUCACAAUCGCAACAAUAAUUUAUUUAUUUAUGUCCUAUAACUUAUUUCAUGUUACAGUAGACCUUAGCGCGUAUCUUAUUAAUAAGGAUUUUAUUGUUAUGGGUCGUAAGGGGUUGGUUGGAGUGGUGUGGUUAGGUGUGUGUUAUGCAAUAGCUUCUGUAUUAUAG